Staurois parvus is the source of this 303-nucleotide messenger RNA. NCBI's taxonomy places the organism in Eukaryota, Metazoa, Chordata, Amphibia, Anura, Ranidae. The record is from the annotation of a GenBank genome assembly.
CUAAACCCACAACAGCAAAAUCAGUCUAUAUAUGCAGUAAAGCAUGCUUGUUAUACUCACUGUGGAACCUAAGGGGGUAAUCCUCGGCAUUGUGUAAAAAGGCUGUUUGAUCCUGUAUUCUCUGAUCCUCCCCUUCUUCCACAGUCCCCAGUCCAUCUGCUGAUGGUACAGAGCCUUAAGCGGCACUCCGCACAUGCUCUGUUUGGUGUGUAUUGUUUUUUGGGGUUUUUUUUUUUUGGGAGGGUGCAUGUGAUCAACAGGGCCAAUCAGCACUGUCUGCACAGUGGGUCAGGGGUCAUGCAG